AUGGUUGUUGGUUUGGAGAGCUACCGGGGAAGGAAACCGCUCGGCGGCAGCGUUGUUCCCGUACCGGGGGUUCCCGGACUGAGCCCGGGAGUGCCGGCAGCCGCUUCCCCCUCCCCCGCGCCCCAGGCCCCCGCCGCGCCCAGCCCCGCGCCAGCAACCACGCCAGCAAUGAAGCAGGAACACCCCAGCCAGCCAAUGGCUCCGAUGCCGUUCUACGCUGGCGAUCCCAAUAGAUUUCCAACAACGUGGCAGACUGACCCAUCACAAGGUUGGCAAAAUCAAUUCAUCCAACAAAUACCCACGCAGACCGGGCAAACCACGUUAGAUUAUCAAGGCAACCACACACCUUACGCCACGUCGCCCCAUUACCAAGCCAACACCACCUACACCGUCCAAAACGUUGCCACGACAUUCGACGUCACAAACAACACUUACUAUCAGGCCGGCAUACAAGCUGUGCCUGCGCAAAGACCUCCAUCGAAUCGGGGAGCAUACACUCCAGUGCCUUCGCCGAGAGCUCCGCAUUACACUGCCGAGUAUCAACAGCAGUACGCUCAACAAGCACCCACACCAGGCGUCACCACCGGAAACGAUUCCAGGCCAUCCUCGGCAGCUUCAUACCAGAGUUCAGUGCCAACAUCUGCCGCAUCAGUCUACACCGUGAGUCAGCCGAGUUAUGAUCGCACAGAAUACGCCACCGAGCAUUCUGAGGACUAUAGCAACGCCGAAAGUGCAACGGGAGAUUCAACAAAUGACGGAGAUAGACAAGAGCAAAACGGAAGCAAUGGUCAGCAUUCGGGAAACGCCGAGCCUGGAUACCUGCAGGGGAGCAACGGUCCGCGAGCUUCACUAGACUGUAGCGGGUAUUCGGGCGCCUAUAAUAGCGGACAGUACAGGGACAAUAGCCAAGCACAAAACCAAAACGAGUGGCAGCAGCGUCAGUGGCAGCACAACCAAAGACUACAAAACCAACAAUUGCAAAAUCAACAACAAAUUCAGAACCAGCAGCAAAUGCAAAACCAACAGCAAAUGCAAAACCAACAGCAAAUGCAAAACCAACAGCAAAUGCAAAACCAACAGCAAAUGCAAAACCAACAGCAAAUGCAAAACCAGCAACAAAUGCAGAACCAACAACAGAUGCAGAAUCAACAACAGAUGCAGAAUCAACAGCAAAUUCAGAAUCAGCAACUUAACCCGCAACAACUGAGUCAUCAUCAGCAAAAUCAACAACAACAGAUGCAAAAUCAGCAGAUGCAGAUGCAAAAUCAUCAAAACCAGCAGAUGCAGAAUCAACAAAUGCAGCAACAGCGACAAGACGAUUCUGAGCAGCAAAUGUUCUCUCAGUCGGAUCGAGUAAAUUUGAACUCCAGAUUGAAAACGAUGAUUUUAAACAAACAAAGCCAUUCCAGGGAUGGCACAAACACACCACCAGAUAAAGGAGACCCUGGUGAGGGUCCACCCAGAGGAAUAGACGAUAGAAAAAGCGGGGUGACCGCCAAUGAUGACAAAAAUACUACCGGUCAUUUUUUAUCGUAUAGCCACCAUCUCCGAGAUAAUUACCGCAUAGGCGAGCAAGCGUAUCCUGCCGCUGGUAAUUAUUCCCACAGUACUCAUGCUUAUAGUAUGAGCGAGUUCGGAGGUGGUGGCCACCACGUAUGGGAGGGCGGGACGGAUGCCCCGCGGAGUUAUGAUAAGAACGUAUUGUCUAUGAACGUAGCCAAGACAACACAAAAAUUGCCAUCUUAUACUGAUAUGAGAGGACAAUUUAAUGCUUUCUCGAAUGCAACAUUCGAGUCCCAAAAGUAUGCAGAUAAUUAUGGUAGUGAUAGUUUAAGUUAUAAUCAGCAAGAUAGUAAAGAUUUCCAAUCUAAAAUGCUCAUUGGACCAGUAUCUGAAAUGAAUCAACAAAAUUGCUCCCCAGCGCGGGAUACUAACGCACAAAAAAAGGCUGCUGAAAGGGAAGCCUAUGAUGCAAAAUUUCGGCACCCAAAUGCCCCCUUAAUUCCUAAGUUAGAGAUUCCUGACAAUUAUUCACUCAAGAAAGACGAAAGAAUGAAGUCUGAUACGAUAAGAAUGGUAGGUCACAACACAUUUCCGAAACAAAAUGAUGCUGCAUUAAAUACCUCCUAUAGGGAGUUUCCUAAUGGAGCCAGAUCAAAUCAAAAUAAUUUACUGCCACCAAUAUCCACCAUAAAACAAGAGAAUUUUGGACAGAAGCAAACCUACCAAAACUUUCAAAACUAUUCGAACGAAAGGCGAUUGGAAACAAACGAAAUAUUCGCGCAAAUUCCACGCCUUCAAGAAAAUAUCGGCUUCCAAAAGUACAAUAAGAACUUCGAGCCCAAAUCGAUUAAACACGCGGACAGCCGUGGUAGCUCGGGAAGAAGUACACCUAACGAUUCUAAACCACCAUUCUACAUAGAACAAAUCAAAUCGGAACAUUCUCCACCCGGACACAAAAUAUACAAAAACUUAAGCUAUGGACCUCCAAAGAAUGAACCUUACAUGUUUCCCGGAGAUGGCGGUCCAGUCGCCAUCAAAAAUGAGAUGGGGUACUCAUGCUGCCGCCAAGGCUCUACAAAAAAGCCACCGCCAGAACAUCUGCGAGACGGCGCCUGUCCUGGAUUGCAAACCAAAGAUGAAAUGUUAGAGGACGACCCGGAUUCUGCAGACCCCAAAAGUGCAUCAAAACCCAGCACGCCCGUGCCGGACAAUGCCAAAAUGCCGAAAGAAAAUCAAUUCAACUACUCCAAGGAAUACCUAGACAACUUGGAGAAGCUGAGGAAUAGUUCAAGAACCGAAGUGCCUGAUUGCAACUGUUUCCCAGCCGACAAAAAUCCGCCAGAACCGGGAAGCUAUUACACCCAUUUAGGCGCAGCGUCAAGUUUGGCAGAACUAAGAAAGGACCUUGAAUCUCGAACAGGCUUAUCUGGAAAAGAGUUAAGAAUAGAGAAAAUCUGCUAUACGGGCAAGGAGGGAAAGACUGCCCAGGGAUGCCCAAUGGCAAAGUGGAUAAUUCGCCGAGCUAACUACACGGAGAAGGUGCUGGUGGUGGUCAAAUGUCGAAACGGGCACAAGUGCAGUUCGGCUUGGAUCGUGGUGUGCUUGGUGGCCUGGGAUGGCAUACCGCAGUCGGAGGCGGAUUUGGACUACACGCUGUUGUCGCACAAGCUUAACCGUUACGGCCUCCCCACCACCAGGCGGUGCGCCACAAACGAGAACAGAACUUGCGCUUGCCAAGGGCUAGAUCCAGAAACAUGCGGUGCUUCUUACAGCUUUGGCUGUUCGUGGUCGAUGUACUACAACGGAUGCAAGUACGCGCGCUCGAAGACCGUCCGCAAAUUCCGCCUUUCCGUUAAGACCGAGGAGGCCGAGAUAGAAGAGAGGAUGAACGUCCUCGCGACGCUGCUCAGUCCGCUGUACAUGAACCUAGCGCCAAAGUCCUUCGAGAAUCAGUGCCAAUUCGAGAAGGAGGCGUCCGACUGCCGAUUGGGAUUCAAGCCCGGGCGUCCGUUUUCUGGCGUCACCGCGUGUAUCGACUUCUGCGCGCACGCGCACCGCGACCUGCACAACAUGCACAACGGAUGCACCGCGGUGGUGACGCUGGCGCGGCACCGCGGCCCCUCGCGCGCCCACCACGAGCAGCUGCACGUGCUGCCGCUGUACGUACUCGACACCAGCGACGAGUUCGGCUCCGUCGCCGGACAGGAGGACAAGGUGCGCGCCGGCGCGCUCCAGGUGCUCGACAAAUUUCCGAUGGAAGUGAGGGUGCGUUCCGUGCCGUUGCAACCGUGCAGACGCCAUGGUAAGAAGCGCAAGGACGAAGAAAACGCGGACGGCGCCAGCACGCCCGGAAAUGGCAGCUCUUCCCAACAAAACCCCAACAACCAGAAAAAGCAGCAGCAGAACAACGCGUCGCCCAGGACACCGCAGCCGAACGACAGCAGGAACAACGCGAGUCCGAAGAAUCCAAGCGGCGCAUCCCCCAGAGCCAACACGCCGGUGGUCAACCAAUCCAACCCUUCCGCCUUCACCAACUCCCCGUACAACUCCGCAUUCGUCAACCCCAACAUGCACGGCAACAAUUCCAGCCUCAUAAACCCCAACCUUUCGAACCCCGCGCUGCUAGACAUGGCCUCGAUGAUUGACAACUUCACAGACGCGCAGCUCCAAAGCAACCAAAUAUCCAGCACGGUACUGGAUUCCCCCUACAAUCCGUACGAACAAAGUUACAACUUGCAUCACCAGAACAGCUUGUACAACCAAGCGCACGCACCUCCACUGGUGGAUGGCAAUUGUCAGAAUGCAAACCCCAAUCAACUGCCGAGCUUCGCGUCUGGCUUGCAGAAGAGAGAGCAGCAGUUCAACACGAACCCAGAAGAAAUGCCACCGCAGAACCAGUGGCCUGACUUUGCCAAUUCGGAAAUGUUCAAUAACGUUGUUAAAGAAGAUCCCGACUCAACCACCGCCCAUCUAAACGGUCCCGCCAACAAUUUUAGCCCCGAUUCGAACCGAAGUGAGACUAAUUCAGACCAAAUCUCACAAAAGAACACUUCAGACAACGACAAGCAAGGCCUUAUCGGUGAGAUCGCGAUCAAGAUGCCCGAAUUUGAGAUGCCAAAUUCGCCGCGUCUGACGGAAAUAUCGCAAAAGUCCCAAAGUACUCCUGUAUCUCCAGCUCCGUCGCAGGUCCCAGAUUUAAAAUCACCGAACCACGAUGGAUUGAUAUCGCCCGAUGCGCGCAAAGGUGUUUGGAAAUCCCCUGAGUCUAAAAAUUGGGAUCCUUCCAAACCGAAAGAGGCAAUGACUGGUGACAAUGAGAAUGCUUUAUUCAGAGUACCAAAGGCAAGACCACCGUCGCGAUCGCAAUAUGGCAAUCCAUCGGAUGUCAUGGAGAAUUCCACAUUUCUAAAACCCUAUCCACCCUCCGAGAAGCCCCAUCUAAGCCAAGGCUAUGAGCACAGAAGUCCAUAUGACAACAGAACAAACCAAAUGCCCCAGCCGCCAACAACUCAAGGAAACUUCACAAUAAACCACGAAGAUAUGAACCAAAAUAAUACGGCAACGAAUAAGCCGGCCCACGAGUUCACCGGUAACAACUUCCAUCCUAUCGGUCAAAACAGUUUUGGCAAUCAAACGCCCAUACAAGGUUACGGCAACUACCCACAGAUGACAAACACAUACCCGUUCCCGCCAAGUCCGUACGGUCAUUUCAAUCCGUACGAGAAUUCAUACAACGACUAUAAUAGUAUAGCUUACUACAACGCCGAAAAGUAUAAAAGGGAGGAGUUGAUCAGGAAUUCACAUUGUUACAACUCCUACGGAUACCAGUACAAUCCAAACUUUGCGCCAAACUUCUACCAGAACCCGACUUCAAACUGGUGUCAAUCUUCGCCCAAUUGGUGUCUCUACCCGCCACCUUUUUCCAUUCCGUAUGCACCUGAGCCGCCCAAAGCCGAACCCAUCGGCGAAGUGACAGAGGUCACCGACAACUUGGAGUGCUUCAAAGACAGCCAAAUGGGCGGCGUGGCCAUAGCUUUGGGCCACGGGAGCGUACUCUUCGAGUGUGCUAAACACGAGAUGCACUCCACGACGGCGGUGAAAAAUCCGAAUAGAGUGAACCCGACCAGGAUAUCGUUGGUCUUCUACCAGCAUAGGAAUUUGAAUCGUCCGAAGCACGGCCUCGAGGAAUGGGAGGAGAAGAUGAGAUUGAAGAAGCUCGGACUGAACCCUCCCACGCCGGGCACGUCGGGCCCGAACUCCAAUUCGGUCUCGCCGGCCACCACGCCAGGGCCGGAGCAGAGGCAUCCUCCCGGGGCGGAGAAAUGGAAGAACAACGACGACGCCAUUCCGGGCGGCUACAGCUCGCUUGCAGCGUUGGUCGAAGCGACGAACGCGGCGAAGAAGAGUGGUCAGAUCAUGCUCAGGACGGACACCCAGACAACGAUGUCGUGGACCACACUAUUCCCGAUGCACCCCUGCACUGUGACGGGCCCCUACCAGGAGUCGGCCACC
This is a messenger RNA of Iphiclides podalirius (scarce swallowtail), 6015 nucleotides long. The record is from the annotation of a GenBank genome assembly. NCBI's taxonomy places the organism in Eukaryota, Metazoa, Arthropoda, Insecta, Lepidoptera, Papilionidae.